Aspergillus homomorphus CBS 101889 is the source of this 1284-nucleotide messenger RNA. RefSeq lists its product as uncharacterized. The coding region runs from base 1 to 1284 and encodes 427 amino acids. The transcript is spliced from 3 exons. NCBI's taxonomy places the organism in Eukaryota, Fungi, Ascomycota, Eurotiomycetes, Eurotiales, Aspergillaceae. The record is from RefSeq and is a predicted model, not a curated record.
AUGGUGGACUGCUCCCCCAUAAACGAGACCGACGGUGCCCCUCCCAACUUCUUUACGAUGGACGUGGGUGGGACGGGCGACCCUCGCUCAACCGACUGGGAAUAUUAUGAAGGUGAGCUGGAGCUCAAGGUCUUGAUUAACCGGAUGCAUCACCCAGAAGCUUAUCCCGUGUAUGGCUGUAUCCUAUCGGAGCCUUGGGUUCAGUUCUAUAAAGAAGUGGACUGUGACGACAGUAGCGGAUAUCACUACAUCUGUCAGUGUGAGCUCGAAGGUAAACUCACGCUUCACGUAGCCAGAGACAGGUGGUUGAUUGAAAUGUGGGGCGUGCAUGAGGUCCAGCUUGCAAUGGGAUGCGAGGGCUUCGAUAAGGUCAUCCAGGAGAUCUGCACAAUCAACCAAGAGCGUUCAUUAGAGUUGAUAGAGACGGAUGAACACUCCUUAGCCGCCGAGGACCUCGACCACGAGGACUUUAUCCAGGCUGACACCGCUCAUGUGGAUUGCAAGCAGGAGAGCCCGAGUCAGGAGGAUUGCAAGGAAGAGGGUCCCAAACAGGGCUUCAUUCAGAACGCGAGCCAGAGCCUUGAGCAGGACUGCAGCCAGGACGAACCCAAGCAGGGGAAUCCUAACCAGAAGGAAAUCAACCAGGAUCCCAUCCAGGACCCCGACCGGGACCUUAAGCAGGAUCCCAAGCACGUGGACCCCAAUCAAGAGGUUUAUAAGCAGGAGGAACCCUGCCAGGAGGAACCCAGAGAGAUCCACAAUCAGGACCCCAACCAGGACCCCAAUCAGGACUUCAAGCAGGAAGACCUGAAGAAGAACUGCAUACAGGAGGACCUCAGACAGGACCCCAAACAGGAGGAUCUUGAGCAGGAGAGCCCCAAGCAGCACCCUAAGCAGCACCCCAAGCAAUACGAACCAGCACGAGCGGGAACAAGCCUGACGUGGGCGCUCUCACUUGGCGUAAGUUAUACGCAAUUGAGCGUGUAUGCGGAGGGGUUUUGGGCGUUCCUGGGUAUAGUGCUGUUCCAACAAACCACCCUCACUAACGAGAACAAGCAUGACGUGGACGCUCUCAUUCUAGUUCUGUUACGUUCUUCGGCGUUUAUGCUGCGAUUAUUCGAGCUUCCCCAGGCAUAUCUCUGGUUCAGCAAAAACAAAGCAGUAUCCUUCGAAUUGGCACCCCUCGAAUUCAUCAUUCCUUUGGAGGGGGCAAUUCAACGCAAGAGGCUGAUUGGUGGUGACGAGAGUACACUUGAGUCGUUACUGCCGAGCGCUAUCGAUUAG